AUGGAUAACGGAGAGGGCUCAUCGCUGACUCCGUCCCAGGCAGUGCCAAUCUCAUCGUCUGUUCGAUCGUCAUCUCCCGCUCCUGAUCAAGGGAAUCGACAGGCUUCGAUCGCUCGACUCGCUUCACCAGUGCCCUCGCCAUCUUUCGGAACUUCAUACUCUUCCCGACCUGGUGGCACUGCUAGUCGUCCGAUCACAUCUCAGAUCACUCAUCCGACCGCCUCAGAAGAACACGACUUUAAAGCUGUUGAUAACCCAUCUUCGUUGCCCGGUCCAGGGCAGUCUAUGAUUGCUUCGCAGCUACAACACAGCCUUAGUCGCUCACCUCCGAGGUUUGGCACCCCCGCACGGCUUGCUGGGUCACCAACGCCCCACUCUUUCCUCGAUAACCGACCGAUCGCCUCACAGUACGGCUCCUUCGACAACAAGAGUGGUAUAGACACUGCUGCUCCAUAUGAAGACCCAGAGGUGGUAAAAAGGCAUCUUGUGCGCCCACAAAAUGGUUCUGAGCUGCGAGAUGCAGGCUCGGAGCUCGGAACCAGCCUCGGCGGUGACGAGCAUUUCUCAAGUCUACAGCUGCAGGGCGGUGAUAUCACUCGCCAGGUCUACCGAUGGGCAGAGGAUGCAGAAGCUGAGGCUGCGGGCAGAUUCACUCGCAGCAAAAGUUUCAGUGUCAGUCGACCCACCCCCGAAGUUGAGACCGAAGACAUACACACUAUACAAGUUCCAGGAGGCUUCCGCAGAGAUUAUCUACGGAGAUCUGCUGCCAGCCCUCACCGUGGGCCUUCCAACGGAUCUAGUUCAGGAUCACAAGCCCAACCCCAGCCCCAGCUCCCAACUACAAGCUUUUUGGAAUUCUUGACUCUUUACGGUCACUUUGCUGGAGAAGAGCUGGAGGAAGACGACGAGGUCUUGGGCCCUGAUGAGUAUUUCUCAUCUGAUACCUGGGACGAUCAAGACGAAGGCAGAGAGAUCGGGGAAGCUGCCGCUUUACUUCAAGGAGACUCAGCUGGCCAUAAAAAACGGAAGCACAAGAAACGAGCACCUCCAGGAACAACCACUGCUACAGGUGCAGUUCUCUUGUUGCUCAAGUCCUUUGUAGGUACUGGAAUUCUAUUUCUACCUCGGGCCUUUUUGAACGGAGGCAUGCUCUUCAGCAGCUUGGUCCUUCUGGCAGUCUCCAUUCUGAGCUACUACGCCUUCAUCCUGUUGGUUAACACCCGCAUGAAGAUCGAGGGCUCUUUUGGUGAUAUUGGAGGUAUUCUUUACGGAAAACACAUGCGGCGUAUCAUCCUUGGCUCUAUCGUGCUGAGCCAAUUGGGAUUCGUCGGUGCAUACAUCGUCUUCGUCUCACAGAAUCUGCAGGCUUUCGUCUUAGCUGUGAGCAAGUGUGUGACAUUUAUAGACAUCAAGGUCAUGGUACUGUUGCAAGUAAUCAUCUUCUUGCCCCUCUCCCUGAUUCGCGACAUCAGCAAACUUGGGUUCACUGCACUUAUUGCUGAUGCGUUUAUCUUGAUGGGUCUUUUGUACAUCUACUACUACGACGCCCGCACUCUGAUCAGUAAUGGUGGCAUCUCGGAUAUUGAAGCCUUUAACCCGGCAACCUGGUCCAUGUUCAUCGGCACUGCCAUCUUCACCUAUGAGGGAAUUGGUCUUAUCAUCCCCAUCCAGGAAUCGAUGAAGCAGCCCCAACGAUUCCCUGGUAUCCUAGCCGGUGUUAUGGUCGUCAUCACCUUGAUCUUCCUUUCUGCGGGUGCCCUGAGCUACGCCGCUUAUGGAUCGGCCACCAAAACCGUUAUUCUCCUCAACCUUCCCCAGGAUGACAAGCUUGUCAACGUGGUUCAACUGCUCUACUCACUUGCCAUCUUGCUCAGCACACCACUCCAACUCUUCCCCGCCAUCCGUAUUAUGGAGAACGAGUUAUUCACCCGCAGCGGAAAGUACAACCCGUAUAUCAAGUGGAAGAAGAAUGCCUUCCGCUUCUUCUUGGUAUUCGUCUGUGCUAUUAUCGCUGUGUGCGGCGCUGAUGAUCUCGACAAGUUCGUUUCGCUUGUUGGAAGCUUUGCAUGUGUGCCGUUGAUCUAUGUGUACCCACCUCUUCUACAUCUUCGCGCAUGUGCGCGCUCUAGGCGCCAAGUCAUUGCCGACAUAACCCUUGCUAUCUUCGGCGUUAUUGGGUGUAUCUACACCACCUCUCUGACCAUCAAAAAUUGGAUAGGAGGCCAGGUUGUUGUAUCUCCCGGAUACUGCGACCCUCAGUAA
Penicillium taxi is the source of this 2262-nucleotide messenger RNA. RefSeq names its product putative amino acid transporter. Gene Ontology annotation, molecular function: amino acid transmembrane transporter activity. The transcript is spliced from 2 exons. NCBI's taxonomy places the organism in Eukaryota, Fungi, Ascomycota, Eurotiomycetes, Eurotiales, Aspergillaceae. The record is from RefSeq and is a predicted model, not a curated record. The coding region runs from base 1 to 2262 and encodes 753 amino acids. Gene Ontology annotation, biological process: amino acid transmembrane transport.